AUGAACCGGAGUCCACAGCGUUUGGAUGGAUCAAGGGUCGAGGCUCUGGGUAGGAAAGUUCAGCCGGGCUUCCGCAGCUUGAAGCCGGGCGUCGCAGAGCGAAUUCUCGCAAGCUGGACAGUGUGGCUUGGGCGCCAUCUGGUCUGGGUGACAGACUUGCGACUUGGAAGUAAGCUGAAAGCGGAUGCGUUCUUCAAGCAGAACUUCGCCAUGCUCGGCUUCGUCUUCGGUGCCGGCUUUGCCUUCGAGAUGGGCUUCAACUCGCUCACCAACAAGUACUGGGACCACCUCAACCGCGGCCGCCAAUGGAAGGACAUCCGUGGGCGCUACGCUGAGGCCGCCGAGGAUGACGAAGAGUAA
Molecule: messenger RNA, 360 nt
Organism: Verticillium alfalfae VaMs.102
Lineage: Eukaryota; Fungi; Ascomycota; Sordariomycetes; Glomerellales; Plectosphaerellaceae
Exons: 6
Coding region: 1-360 (119 amino acids)
Biological process (GO): mitochondrial electron transport, ubiquinol to cytochrome c
Source: RefSeq, a predicted model, not a curated record